This is a messenger RNA of Pleuronectes platessa (European plaice), 2810 nucleotides long. It is a transcript of the gene perm1a, whose product is annotated as PPARGC1 and ESRR induced regulator, muscle 1. Lineage: Eukaryota; Metazoa; Chordata; Actinopteri; Pleuronectiformes; Pleuronectidae. Gene Ontology annotation, biological process: regulation of DNA-templated transcription; response to muscle activity. Gene Ontology annotation, cellular component: nucleus; cytoplasm. Bases 618 to 2144 code for a protein of 508 amino acids. The transcript has 3 exons. The record is from RefSeq and is a predicted model, not a curated record.
GUCAUGACACAGACCAGUUUAGCUCCGCUCUGGACAACACAAAACCACAGCAAUUCAACACCACAGCCCGUCCAUUCAUACUAGAGAUUUCCAGUGAGGUGACCUUACCCGAUACUUUACCUUGUGUCUCUGAUUUAGACAUAUAUAAUACAGAACAGCAAACAGAGCGCCCUCUGGACGUUCAGGCUUUGUCCAAAUUAGCUCAAUUAGCAUCACAGUUAGUGUCUCCUGGGAAUCCCGGCCCAUCUGUGGAAAUCAUCAGUCAGAGAGAAAUCAAAUUGUCCACCUCUAAAGACUUAAUAACUUCAAUAAGUCCUUCAGUUAUUACAUCAUUAUCGUCCCUGCUCACAGAAUCUGGAGCGUCACUCUCAAAUGAAAACCUCGCAGACCUGUCUGGUAGCUUCUCUUCAUCUGUCAGACAAAAUGAGUCUGGAGGUCAAACAGAAAAAAAAACACUGAUAUUGUUUACACACGAGGACAGAGAAGCUCAAUCUGGACCUAAAAGAUGGUCCGAAUCAAGUUACUCAACAGAAUCUAAGUGGGAUUCACUGGACGGAGCAGAAGAAGCUGAAUGUGAACCUGAAAACGCACCAGAUUCAAAACACUCAGUGUUUGCCAUGUCUUCUUUUUGGAGGGAGAUGGAGAAGCUGACGAUAAAUGACAUUCUGGGUUUACGAUCCGUGCCACCUCUUCCAGAAAGUCAGGAAACAGACGCGUCUGCUUUAACCGAUUCAGGUUUUUUUACACAAUCAGAUGAGUCCAGGCUCAAACAAACCAGUGAGCACAUGCCCAGUGGUCCUGAUCAGGAAAAAUCAGGUUCAGGUGCUGUUGUGGCAGAUGAUUCUUUCAUUUCGAGGAGUGUUCUAUGGGAGAGUGAACCUGUGCUGAUGAGUCUAGGUUCAGAUACUUGCACAGAUAAUACAAUGAUGACGUCUGUGAGUAACAUUUCUCAACCAGUCUUCUCUGGAAAUGCAAAACAGAGCCACAGAAAGAUUUCCAAAACCUUAAGUGGGCACAAUCUAGCUGCUCUGUAUUCUGACUCAUUCAGCUCCAGGUUGAAAGGCCAAACGUUACAAACCUUAGACGAAGAAGGAUCAGAAAAGUUUGACUGUGUCUUUGAGGAUAAGACGCCAAAGCAAGCGGACAUGGAUUCUCUACCUUCCUCCUGGACAGACGGCUACAGAAUCUCUGUUUCCGAUAUUUUCCAGUACCUCUUUGGUGGUAAGCCGUCGAUUCCCAGCCAACCAGCCACAGAUAACGUAACCACCUUCUACUCAGAUGGAACUUCUGUUUCUGAAAAUUAUGAUCACUUUUUCUCAGAGUACGAUACAGAAACCUUCUUCUGUCCUCUCAUCUCAGCGGAGGAUCAGACCAAAGGUGAGCAGGGGCCUAUCGGUUCCUACUCACGCUCAGCUUGUAGAAAUCUACAGUUCCCUGAGGCCUAUGAGGGCUUCUUUGCAUCCUCCUCUUCUGAUGAUUCUUCAGUUGAAUCUGAUGAAGAGGACAACUGUGGACCUGUCAGGGUGGUGACCAGGUUUACCCACAACGCAAACUCAUCCCAGAUAUCAACGGACAUUUAUGACCAUUUCUUCACAGACAGUGACCUGAGAGAGAACUUCUUCUGGAAAGCAACACUCUCUUUCAGGAAUGUACAUUUUUCGCGAAUCACGGUGCAGAAGCAGACUCUCCCAAGCUCCCGAACGUCUCAUGUACCUGUGAGGCAAAGUGGCAGAUCCCUUCAAAGGACACUUUAUCCCAGUAAAGCUCUGGGAAAUCAAGACGUGAUGUUUCCGGAUCCACUUCUCUACCACCUGGAGGACAGGAUCUCCAGACAGCAGGCGAUGCAGCCUUUCAGAAAUGAGGGUUUACAGACGGCUGAUUCAAAUCCAAGGCUGGAUUCCUUGCUCCUGCCACUCCGACAGUCAGACAUGUGUCUGGUUUGUAUCGCCUUUGCUUCGUGGGUACUGAAGACCGCAAACCCACAAGUUGGAGAUGCCUGGAAAGCUGUUCUGUUGGCAAACGUAAGUGCUCUGUCAGCAAUCCGAUACCUGCGUAAGUACGUCAAGAUGGAGGCGGCCGCCAGCGAGAAGGAAUUACUCUGCUCUCGAUACACGUCACCAGUGAAAUUAUCAAUUUUCCCAUGAAUCCUGGAUCUGAGUCACUGCAGGACCUAGAUCCAUGGAGGAAUAUGACACAUGUUUUAAUGUGCUGCUCCGUGAUUGCACUGUAACUCCUUUAUUAACCCAAGUUUCACUGACGCCUUCAUAGAAUGGAAAGAGUUUCGUUUAAUAACAGCUGUUUUGCUUCGGCAGGGCGAGAUGACACAUGUGUUUUUAUCAGACAGGAGACUUUACAGGUUCGAGACAAUUGUAAAUAAGGUUUCAGUGAGUGAGAUUAGCAGCAAAGCUCGGCUGAGCUGACGAUGUUUGAUGAACUUGUGAUAAAUGGAUUAACUUGAAUCCCUGAAAAAUAAUAUUUAAAUGGAGCUGUUGGAGCAUGUUUUGUUUCCACUAGUUUUAUGUAGCAGCUGAUUUGAUCCAAAGUCACUGUGUUGACUAUUUCAUGAUAUGAAUGAGAUCAUAUCUGUUGCAACAUUUCCCACUGUAACAGAACCCCCAUAGUUGUUAUUGUGUAAUUGUUUGGGAGCUGUAUUCUUUGCCAGAGUUCUUAUGAAUUUUAUGAAGGGCAUUUGAUUUUCAUGAGAGAUGAUUCAUAGAAGACUCUACAGUAUUUUAUCUAAGUUGCUCUGUGAGCUGUUCAUAUUUCGUGGAUCGACAUCAGUUUGACAACAUUAAAUUGAAUUGUGUGCA